AUGAACGGAAGUGCUACGCGUCUCGCCUGGCGUACGACGCCGGAGUUGUGUCUUAACGAUGAGUCGCUAGUGGACGUUAUUACUGGGUUAAGGGCCCAGGUUCAAGCAAUCGAGAAGAAUGAAUUACUGAGUGGAGCUGCACUUCCUACCUGGCUCAUCAAGGCGUUGGCUGACGUGGCCAGCAACGUGGACGCAGUAGUUGAGUGUCAAGCGCUUAAAGAUCAAGUGGAGUCGCUACAGAAAGAAGUCCUGGAGUUGCGGCAUGAAAUGCUUCUCAAUGUUUCGAGUGGUAACACUGGAGCUGCAUACAACCCCACACCACAUCACCGUCAAUCAACUGGCCGUUCAAGGGCACAGAACUCUUCUCGGUCACUCAUGCAGGUUCCGUCGUCUAAGGACUUGUCGGAUGCUUUUGAUUCUAAUAGCGAGACGGGAAGCUUGUUGCAAACCACGAUCAGUGGCGUUUCGGCUCAAUAUGUCGAAGCCGUGGUCAAACCUCUUUGGGAUUUUGUGCACAAACAGACAAAUGAUUUUUCAGCAUUAAAACAGGCAUUUCAAGAGACCAAGGACACGGUAAAUCGCUUACAAUCCGAAAUUAAGCGCCGCGAUGCUGUCAUCAAAGCACGCAACGAAAAGCACGAAGACAUCGUUCAGUCUCAAAUGGACAAGCUCAAUGAAAACCUCCGAACGUGCAUCUCAAGAAAUGAACUUGUUUCUGCUGAACAACGAAUUGUCCAGCAGAUAAAAAGUGAUCGCCUGCGUACGCUUGAAGAGGUAGAAGCAAAGUCGAACAAGAUUUUGGAAGAUAUGCUGACAGUGCGGUCGGACCAGGAGGAUAUCAACAGCUCGACCGCAGAAAUGAUAGAGCAGCUUACGAGGAAACAGGGCCGUACAGAAGAAAUUAUCAUUGAUUAUGGUCGGACUCAAGACACAAUUCAAGAGCGAAUUGAAGAGCUGAAGACAUCCCUGAUAGACACGACCACGAAUUUGGAGCUAAACGUGACAGCUGUGAAUGCACUGGAAGAGAAGGUCACGGGAUUCGAAGAAACACAAAAAAUUGCUGACUACCUUUUAAAUGAAGUAACCAAGGCCUUUCAUGCUCUUGAUGAGCUCAAAGCCUACCUGGAGGACCAAAUGGUCAGCAAGAUUGCAGAAAGCGUAGCUGUAGUGCGUGGUGAAGUGACUGCCGUACAAGCUGUCGUCAGUGUUCUUGUCAAUUCUGAGCUGGAUAGAGAAAUAAAGGCAAUUGCUUCAAAGCUUGAAUCUGUGGCGCUUAUCGCGACAGAUAGCGUGCGAAAUAUAACCGAGAUUCAAAAGGAGAUUCUUGCGACAGACGGCAACAAUAAGGUGCAAUUUUCACAGGCCUUCAAUUCAAUUGAGCGCCUUCAGCAGAGCCUAUGCCACUUAUCAGAUGAGAGCGUUCGCUUUUCGCGGACGUUGCAGCACACAAUCGAAAGUGCAGAUAAGCUAACAAGUGAUGUGAAUAAGUACAAAACUAUGACGGAUGGCUCCAUUACCACCUUACAAACUUUCACUUUCCAUCUCCGCUCGGAUCAUGAAAAACUCACGCAGUCAAUAGAAAACCAAUUUGAGACGGUGAAAAGUCAGCUCUUUCAUUUCGAAGAAGUGACGUCUACACACAAGCGCGAAAUUGAGACAACCCAGCGUGAAGUAGACAAGAAUGUCAAGAACCAAAAUCUCGAAAACCAGGCGAUCAAGGGGUCGCUGGAUAGCUUAUAUGUAGCAAAGCGAGAAAUGAUGGCUCGACAGGACGGUGCCGAGGCGCAGACGUUGGCACUGCAAGCAGAAAAUCGCACUGAGAUCCAGGCCGCGACAGCAAAACUUAGUGAGAUUGUUGACAAAGAGUCAAAUCGCGUCGAGGCGUUAUACGCUUCUUUCCAGCAAAAGCAAGAGCACUUUGCAGACGUUGUUGCGCGUUCUUCACUACGAAACAUGGACCUAGCUGACAUGAACCGUGAGAUCGAUCGUGUGUGCGAAACCUUUGUGACGGAAUGCUGGAAAUUCGAGACGUCGGCCAGAUCAAGCAGUAAGCAUGGCGCUCGUCCGACAGAUAAUAAUCGGAGAAAACCAUUUAAUGAUCGACAGCAACAGCUCCUCGUACACGACUGCCAGUUCAUUGCCGACUUGAUCGUAGCUCGAGCAGAAUACGAAGCUUUACAAACAGGGUGCAACAAGGAUGUACGGGACCAACAAACAAUGGAUGCAGACAUGUUAGAGCAACAGCGGACAAUCCUGGAGAAGAUUCGCGUCAAGGUUCACACGAAGAUCAUGAACAAUAAGAAUAUUGGCGAGCAAUUUGAUAAAAGCAUGCUUGACCGACGCGAGCUGUACGUGGAAACCAUAAACAACAUGAUGCUUGCCAGUAUAAAGCGUCGAACGCUGGUGGGCGUCGACACCACUGUCCAGGUUGACACUGUGCCGACAAAAGGAGUCGAGUUUAUAGAGGCCACACGAUCCGUCAGAACGGCUCCGGCUGCCAAGAACGUGAUUCGACGGAAAGCAGGGCGCGAAGGCAUCUCUGUGACUGCCCCAGGUCUUCAUGAAGAGACCUCGUCGUCCCGGCCGACGGUCACACCUAAUGCGAAAUACAUUUUUCGCGCUGGCUUUCGACUACCCAAGAGCUCAACGGCGACGUCGGCUCUCUCAGCAGAUGAUUCGACAUUAUCGAGUUCUCACUUGGAUGUUGAAUCUACAAGCGAGAGUCGACUGAGAUUUUCCGAGACAGCUGGUGAGGGACUACAAGGCUGGUCAACAGACGAUGAAGGGACAAUGGCGAAAUCUUUCUCGUUGCCUGUGUUGAAACAACAAUAG
Molecule: messenger RNA, 2832 nt
Organism: Plasmopara halstedii
Lineage: Eukaryota; Oomycota; Peronosporomycetes; Peronosporales; Peronosporaceae
Exons: 1
Coding region: 1-2832 (943 amino acids)
Source: RefSeq, a predicted model, not a curated record